GCUCAUCUCCUCUGUGGCAAUCCCCGUUUCUCUCCUCAAAUACACGACUUCCACCGUCGGCAGAAAUAGGAAAUGUGGAGAGCUGAUUGCUUAGAAGGGCACAGUUUAAUAUGAGGAUAAAGAGAUAGAAAAACGACCUGUUUAAGGCCCAGUUAAGUCAAAUGAAAGUGGAGAGAUGAUGUUUGCUGUUGACUGAAGUCCACCCCAAGACAAAAAAUGAAGAGGAGGCUGCUUCGUGGUUUCCUGUCGGAAAUUUCCAUCCGGAUAGCGCUGUUGGUCGUGUUCCUUGUGACGGAGCAGCUUCCACCUUUCUACCGUGAGAUCCAGCCAGAGGAGAUGUGGUUGUAUAAAUUCCAUCGUGUGGAGAGAGACCACGUACCCACCUCUCUUAUGUUUAGUGUGGCGGUUUUCACUCCGCUGAUUGUAAUCCUGGCUUUCACCUUCCUGAAGAAGUCGGAGCGAGGGGAUCUGAAGGAGGCCUCGCUGGCUGUGACUUUGACUCUGGUGCUGAACGGAGUUUUCACCAAUGUCAUCAAACUUGUUGUUGGCAGGCCACGGCCAGACUUCUUCUAUCGCUGUUUCCCAGAUGGUCAGAUGAACCUGGAGUUGCGCUGCAGUGGGGACCCAGACGUCAUCAUGGAGGGCAGGAAGAGUUUUCCCAGCGGACACUCUUCCUUUGCCUUCGCAGGUUUGGGUUUCACAGCGCUGUACGUCGCAGGAAAGCUGCGCUGCUUUAGUCCAGUGGGCCAAGGCAGAGCGUGGCGGCUGUGUGCCUUCCUCAUCCCUUUACUCGUCGCGACAGUGAUUGCCCUCUCCAGAACCUGCGACUACAAACACCACUGGCAAGACGUACUAGUGGGCUCUCUGCUGGGCCUUACCUUCGCCUGGCUGUGUUACAGACAGCACUACCCUCCCCUUCAGGACCCUGACUGCCACAGACCUCUGCGUCACAGAGAGACUGUUCCUGCCGCACAGGAACGCAAACUGGCCAACUCCAACUACAUCCUGCCGCUGUAGAACAGCUGUAACUGGGGUCAUUUAUACUGGGUUACAUGGUAAUCCUUCUAAGUCUGGUUUUCACACGCUUGGGACUGGGCAAUAUAUGUUUAUCAUUGUAACUGUAUAGUUGGAAUUUUCCUUGUGUGUAGUGACGAUUUGUUUUCUAAAUUCAAAUGACCCUUUUUUAUUUUUCUUUUUUUUUUUAUUUUUUUUUUGAACGGUUUCUGAAACACGUGAGAGUUAUAUAGCAAAUAACAACUCCAGUUAAACAGUCCAACUUGGUGGACCAAUCUCAGAUGGCCUGGUGACGAUCAUUACAGUUAUUGUAAUCCAUCCAUAUCGUCCAACCGUACACACCCUGUGUCUUGUGCCUACAGAUCACAUGACUUUAAACAGCUCAGCAGGUCAAAUACACAAGCACUGCACUGAUAGCCCAGCAGCUGAGAAGCAGUUUCUCGUGUAGAGUCACUAUUUUGUGAUCAUUUUGUAAACUUUUUCAACAGGCGGGGCUGAGACUUGAUGUUUGUUCAUCAUGCCUGACCUUUGAGAAACAAUAUACGGUGAAGAGAGUCUGAACUCAACAUGGUGCCGAAACGAUCAAGCGAUGAAUAAAUUAAGUAAUCAAUGAAUAUUAAAAAAGAAUCAAGAUAUUAGAUGACAAAAUUACAUUAAUUAAAUUAGUUUCAGCCUGAGCUUAAAAAAAAAAGUGAUGAUUUUCAGAUUUUUAAUGAUUUCAGCCGCAUCUCAACGUCGUCUUCAGUAGAGCUGGUUCAGGCGUGAUCACAAGACCUAACGGUGAAACAGCAGGGACCCUGGGCAAGAGAUGAAUGAAUGAUAAAUAAACAGAAAACAUCAGCUCUUUGUUAACAGCAGCCCAAACCUGUCUCAGCAUCGACUAUUAAACAAGAUCAAGGUGGACAUCCUUGAACCAAGUCAGGGGUUAAAGUCUUUCCACCGUACACAACCGCUUGUUAUCAUGUGGCUGAAUGAUUAAAUUUAGGUUCUCUAAAGACGAAUGAGAUAAGACUGAACGCUCCAAAUAAUUAUCAAGUGGACCUUUUGAGCUUAGAUUAUCUGUACCAUAUUUGUAUUUGAUUUGACAGGAAAUCUGGUGAAGUAAGAGGUGUUUAUGUGGGUCGAAGUAGGGGUGGGAAAUAUGGAUAAAAUCCUCCAUUUUAUGUGCUGAUAUCAAUGUGAAUCAUUGACAUAUAUAAAUCAUGAAUAAUUGCUCGUCGGGAAAACUUUUUUAAAUUCUAUUUAUAUAGCACCAAUUCAUAACAGAAGUCAUCCCAUUGCCCUUUUCACGUAGAGCAGGUCUAGAUCAUACUCUGUCAUAUCAUUUACAGAGACCCACCAAUUCCCCCCAUGAGCACACACUUAGCGACACAGCCAAAGGAAAAAACAGGUAGAAACCUCAAGAACAACCUAGACUCAGAGCGGGCGGCCAACUGUCUCGACCGGAAACUGAGAAACUGUUUAUGGAGAUAAUAAAAACACGAGAAUGUCUGUGUUUUGCCUCAUAAAACCAGAGAUAUUAAAGAAUACGAUUAGGUUGUAUAUUUUUAUCGUCAACAAAUUGCACGAAAAUACCAAAACCAACACUGUGUCUGUGGCACUUAAUUCAUUCCUGCUGAAGACAAAACUUUGACCAUCAGUCACGUAUAUACUGUUUACUGUACAAUUCACAUCUGGAAAAUGCUGAGUAAUUUCCUUAAUCAGCUACGCACUGUAGUUUUUAGCAAAUGUUAUUCAACCAGGAGUAAACAGACCCUUUGUUGGGAACCAUUUUCAGUCACGGAUUAACAUACAUUUAGUUUGCAGGUUGUUUUAGGACAACAGUAAAUAGAAUCAGUAAGAUGCGCGCAGAUAAUUCUUGUUUGUAGGAUCAAUUCAUUGUUGGUGUUUGUCCUUUCAUGGGAUUUGUUGACAAUAAAAGAAAGCAAAGCAAAAGAAAAGUACAGAAUAUCACCAGACUAAUACUUUAAAGGGAUAGUUACGACGGUAUGGUAAAACCUCUAACCAUUGACUCUUAUAUCCUAUUAUCUCACAGUACAUGUCAACAUGUGGCCCGCCCCCCCUCUUUGCUGCCUUUAUGUUUAAAAGCAGGUUAAUGAAAACCACUUGGUCGGCAUCACAUCUUUGAUCUCCACAGCCUCUCUUAAAUCUCUCUGUCUUCCUACAUUAUAAUUUGAAUGUUUCCAUUCACAGAUUGCUAAAUUAAUCAGUGUAACACCCCGAUGUAGCAGUUCACCUCAUCUCUUCUCACAGAUUUUGCAGUGCCUGCUCUACUUUCUUUGUGACAAAUGCUCAAAUUAACUGGACAUCUGCUAACGUCGCCACAAGUUCAUAUGAAAUGUAAAAGAACUGUGAGAUAGAUGUUUUCAUACAUCCAUGGUCUCAGGCGUACUGUAGGUCUGGUUUUCGUUAUUGUACACUCUUCUGGCUCCUCUGCGUCCUCUGUGUGUGAAUGUUCACCAGGGGUGGUGAGAUGUGACGAACAGGGAUUGGUUGUUUGAGUGACAGCAAAACCAGAUCUUCCUGAUGAACCUGAGUGAAGUUGGACUGUAACUUCUCCAGGUGAUGGUGCUAGCCUCCCAGCUCUCCUGCUGGACAGGUUUUCUAUCCUGUUAAUAGUUUUAUUGGCACGUAGAGUUUGGUGUUUGUUCUUCUUCUGGUAGUUUCAUUUAAGAUUGUGAAGGCUCAGGUUCAGUUAUGAUUUUAUGUUUACUUUGUUGGCAUUUCGUUUUUUUUUCUUUUAUGCUAUGUUUUUGUUAUGAUGUUUUUGUACAGAAUAUGUCAUGUUUUACGCAAAUGUGACUGUUUUUGCAGGUUGAAAAAUGAAAAACAACCAAACCUCUGUGCAUGUGAAUCCAGCCAAAGCGUUGCUCGUUGUGGUGAAUCAGCACGGCUGGAUCACAGUGGUUUUAGACAAAACCUGGCAGAAAAAAACAGAUGAAUUUGUGCCUUUGUUUACUAUAUUACGUUACAACUCUUAGUUAAUGGAUGAAGUAUAUGCUGCAUGUAACAGUGUAUGCUCUCUGUCAUGUUGUGGACACAACAUUGAUCUUUACGUUAGUUAUUGUUUUACAGUGUCCAGGGUUCAGUUGGGAAGAUACUACAUGAUGUUUAAAUGUGGCAUGCUGCCUUUCUUUACCUCAAAAGAAAAAAAUACUUUCCAUAAAUGUUAUUGUUAAUGAUGUCUGGGUGGAAACAUUUACAACUGAGAGAGUAGUCAACGUGGAAAAAACUUAACUCUUACUGUACUCACUCUUACAGGUAUUUAUGAGAUGGUGUACAGGUCCAUGUGUAUUUAAUUUGGGAGCAUGUAUGAGUUUACUUGAAUUUGUAAGUAUUUGUUUUGUUUACCUUUAAAUGUGAUGGUGUUUAUUUCCUGAUCAUCUUUUAUUAGCACAUGGGUUUCUGGUGAAUCUUUCAGACAAAAACAAAAGUUCAUUAGACUAAUUUUGAUUAAACCUGCAUGUUUCACAGCUUAAGAGCAACAUAUUUUAUUAAUUGCUUCCUUCCAAAUCCCCACAUUUCCAUCCAUUUUAAUUACUUUAUGUGAUUUGCAGUACAUGUAUACUGUAUCAGGUUGUUGAUCGUGUCUGGUCUCCUUCAGAUGGGGAUUUUACUAACACUUGCCCGCUUGCUUUAUUUAUGUCAUGCAUCAUGGUAACUUGCCUUGGCUUGUAGGACCACAUAGCAGCGGCUCAUGCUGAUACAGUAUCCUGAUUGUACAUGUUGUGAUGCUCUUUUGGUGACACUUAACAAUGUUUGCAAUACAAUACACUCCGUCCUUUGCUUAUUUUC
Messenger RNA from Micropterus dolomieu (smallmouth bass), 4809 nucleotides. RefSeq names its product phospholipid phosphatase 5 (gene plpp5). Bases 217 to 1017 code for a protein of 266 amino acids. Gene Ontology annotation, biological process: phospholipid metabolic process. Gene Ontology annotation, molecular function: phosphatidate phosphatase activity. The record is from RefSeq and is a predicted model, not a curated record. NCBI's taxonomy places the organism in Eukaryota, Metazoa, Chordata, Actinopteri, Centrarchiformes, Centrarchidae. The transcript has 8 exons.